AUGGCUGCUCCGUCUCCGUCGGCCGGCGCUGCUCGAGUGCCAGUGGUGGUGGCGGAGGAUGUCCCUAUGGCGUCGGACGGGACAGCAGCCGGGCCUGGCUGGACGUCAGACAGUCGUCGCCCGGCAGCCAAGGCUCGCCCGGCAGCCAAGGUUCAGGCAGCGCCCUGCCUGCCGCCGGACUCCGACAGUGACGAGGACCUCUUCCUGACGUCGGACGGCCACUUCGAUCAGGCGCGCAUCUUCACCUGGGGGGCGGAGAAGGAGUACCGCGGCGAGCAGCAUCAGGGCAACUUGGCUAGGCAUUGCUGCCGGGAAGGGCUUUGA
Messenger RNA from Effrenium voratum, 324 nucleotides. Lineage: Eukaryota; Dinophyceae; Suessiales; Symbiodiniaceae. The record is from the annotation of a GenBank genome assembly.